This is a messenger RNA of Acanthosepion pharaonis, 915 nucleotides long. The record is from the annotation of a GenBank genome assembly. Lineage: Eukaryota; Metazoa; Mollusca; Cephalopoda; Sepiida; Sepiidae.
AUGCGCAAAUCAUCGAUGCCAAACGCAUCGGAUUGUCUUUUACAACAGAACAGAUCAUUCGCCAUUUGCAUUGUGGUAAGAUCCGCAAAGAAAAAUGUGCCUCCAAGCCUUCUUUUCUAUUCUGUUCCUCCACCUACUUCAUUUUCUUCCCUUCCUCCUACUUUUUGUGUUCUUCCCCCUUCCUAUUUUUUUACUUCUCUUCCUCUUACUCCUGAAUUCUUUCUCUUUGCGCUCCUCCGACUUCCACUUUUUCUUCCCUUCCUCCUACUUUUUGUGUUCUUCCCCCUUCCUAUUUUUUUUCUUCUCUUCCUCUUACUCCUGAAUUCUUUCUCUUUUCCAUUUUGCGCUCCCCUCUUACUCCUGACUUCCACUUUUUUUUCUUCCCUUCCUCCUACUUUUUGUGUUCUUCCCCUUCCUAUUUUUUUUUUUGCGCUCCCCCGACUUCUCUUCCUCUUUUUUUGUGUUCUCCUGAAUUCUUUCUCUUUGCGCUCCUCCGACUUCCACUUUUUCUUCCCUUCCUCCUACUUCACUCUCCUUCCGUUUCUAAUUCUCUGCCUUCCUAUUCUUCUUUUCCUCCUCUCACUCCCCUUCCUUUUUUCUACCCUUCUACACUCUUUGUCUUCUUCUUCCUUUGAUUUUUUUCUUCUGGUCCUCAAUCUCCUUAGGCUUACAGCCAUAUCACUCUUUCUUUCUUUCUUUCUUUCUUUCUUUCUUUCUUUCUUCUUUUCUUCGCUUUUCUUUUCUUCGCCCUUCUUUCCCUCUCCUCCUCCCACAUUGUUUUUCUUUACGUUCUCAUCUAUGCUCUCCCAUCCUUUAUUCUUCUCCCUUACUCUUCUUUUUCUUCUUGUCUUUUUCUUUCUGCUCUCCUUCUACGGUUCGUUGAAUUCCCUCUUUUUCUCUUCUUCUUUUAUAUGA